Pelobates cultripes (western spadefoot toad) is the source of this 31367-nucleotide messenger RNA. NCBI's taxonomy places the organism in Eukaryota, Metazoa, Chordata, Amphibia, Anura, Pelobatidae. The record is from the annotation of a GenBank genome assembly.
CCAGCACUUCAUCACUGUAAACAGACAGGUGCAGUACAAUGUGUGACCAGUAGGUGGCGGUGUCCUGCAUUGCACUUGGCCCAGCAAGGGGUGGUGCGCCGAGUAUUCUGUGCCAGGUCAUGAGACUUCCGGUUCCCCCCUGGACUGUCAUCGAUAGUUCCGGUGUUUUUCCAGUCCUGAUGCUCCAAGUUCCGCUGGUCUCUUCCUAGAGUCUCCUCCUCUCCCCCUCCGUUUCUCCGGUGUCUCCCUCACUCCAGCUGUACCUCCUCCCCCCGGUGUCCUCACCCGGCCCCCGGGAUGCUGUCCCUCCUGUCUCGGCUGCUGGACUGGUUCCGCUCCCUCUUCUGGAAGGAGGAGAUGGAGCUCACCCUGGUCGGGCUGCAGCACUCAGGGAAAACCACGUUUGUCAAUGUCAUAGCGGUGAGAGAGAGAGGGGGGUCUCCUGGGAACUGAAACCAACAAUGGGCUACAAUAAAAUGGCUGAUCUGUAGGACUCCGAUUUGUUGUGGAUCACCUUUCCCCAUGGCUGGCUGAGCAUCAAGGGAAAUGUAGUCUACAACAGCUGAGGGUCAGACAUCAUGGUUCUUUGUAUAUUAUGUAUAGCUAUAUAUCUUACAUUUGUUUACCAAGAGCACCAUGCAACUUCUACACCCUGAGGGUCAUGUGCAGCACAUGAAAAGUGCUUCCUUGCAGUAUGUAUGAUUCCAGUGCUGGAGGUGGGAUGUACAUUCACAGGGUUACUCACUAAAGUGAGAAUUGUCAAGAAUUCGAAGUGAAUUUCAAAUAGAAUCCUCACUUUAUUGAAUAACACUGUUUGUAAAAGGGGAAGUCUGUGACAUGUGAAUGCUGCUUGUUGCAGGGAAGUCCAUUAAAUGCACUGCCCACUAGCAGAGUUAGUUGUUGAAAAUUGGAACUGUUAUUAGAAAUGCCAAAGGUAUAUGUAUAUGUGUAUAUAUAUAUAUAUAUAUAUAUAUAUAUAUACACACACUUCCGGCACCCAGAGCACUUCUGCCCAUUGGAGUGGCCUGGGUGCCAACUCCCACUACCCUUAAUCCUGCCAGUGUAAUGAUUGCAGUUUUCAUAAACUGCAAUAUUUACAUUGCAGGGUUAAGUCCUCCUCUAGUGGCUGUCUACUAGACAGCCAUUAGAGGAGACUUUCGUGUUCAUAGAACAUGAAGUGUUUUAAAACGACGCUGGACGUCCUCACGCUAUGUGAGGACCUCCAGCGUCGCCGAUAUCCCCAUAGGAAAGCAUUAUAUAAAGCUUUCCUAUGGGGAGGUCUAAUGCGCGUGCUCGACCAUUGGCGGAGCCUGACCAGCGCCGAGGGACAUCAGCGCCUGACUCCGAUAAGUCACUGAAGGGGUUUUAACAAAUGUUUUCCUGGCACUGGAGAAUCCCUUUAAAUCAAAUGGCAGAGAAUAAACCAGUGAGACUGCAGGGGCAUGAUCUAUACACCAAAACGUUUUCAUUAAGCUAAAGUUGUUUUUGGUAACUAUAGUGUCCCUUUAAAUUUCAGUUGACUUCUCUACAAUCCACACACUCUCAUUGAUGCAUGUGCUAGAAAGCCUAAUGGAUCUGACAAAUCUCUCUUUGUCUCUAUCUAUUGGAUGAAAUUAGAUUUCUGGAGAACCUCCUUUUCUCUAGUCCUUAAAGGACCACUAUAGUGCCAGGAAAACAUACUCGUUGGAAGGGGGAAAGGGGUGAAAACGUACCUUUUUCCAGCGCUGGGCGGGGAGCUCUCCUCCUCUGAUCCUCCUCUUCUCCUCCCAUGCGGCUGAAUGCGCACGCGCGGCAAGAGCUGCGCGCGCAUUCAGCCGGUCACAUAGGAAAGCAUUAUCAAUGCUUUCCUAUGGACGCUUGCGUGCUCUCACUGUGAUUUUCACAGUGAGAAGCACGCAAGCGCCUCUAGCGGCUGUCAAUGAGACAGCCACUAGAGGAAUUGGGGGAAGGCUUAACCCAUUGAUAAACAUAGCAGUUUCUUUGAAACUACUAUGUUUAUAAAAGAAUGGGUUAAGCCUAGCUGGACCUGGCACCCAGACCACUUCAUUAAGCUGAAGUGGUCUGGGUGCCUAGAGUGGUCCUUUAAAGCAUUUCAAAGGGAGAGUUAAAAACCAUAAUUACACAUAUUAAAGGACCACUCUAGGCACCCAGACCACUUCAGCUUAAUGAAGUGGUCUGGGUGCCAGGUCCUUCUAGGGUUAACCCAUUUUUUCAUAAUUAUAGCAGUUUCAGAGAAACUGCUAUAAUUAUGAAUGGGUUAAGCCUUCCCCUAAUUCUCAGUGGCUGUCUCAUUGACAGCCACUAGAGGCGCUUGCGUUUCUCACUGUGAAAAUCACAGUGAGAGCACGCCAGCGUCCUUAAAUGCUUUCCUAUGAGACCGGCUGAAUGCGCCGCGCAGCCGAGCGGCGCAUUCAGUGGGCGGGAACGGAGGAGGAGAGCUCCCCGCCCAGCGCUGGAAAAAGGUAAGUUUUUACCCCUUUCCCCUUCCAGAGCCGGGCGGGAGGGGGUCCCUGAGGGUGGGGGCACCCUCAGGGCACUAUAGUGCCAGGAAAACGAGUAUGUUUUCCUGGCACUAUAGUGGUCCUUUAAGAAUGCAUGUACUUGCAUCCAAGAAUCCAGAAUAUGCAUGAAGACAUAUAAUUAUCCAUAUAGUAACAUGAAAAUACAUUUAGAAUGAAAUUAUAGAUUUGUUACUAUAAUUAAUAAUAGAUAUUAGCUUUUCAUAUAAGAACAGCCCAGCUGAAAUACCAGUUGAUUUAAUUUGCAAGCCCUAUAUUUGACACUGUAACUUUUCAAACGUCCAUAAAAUCUGCACAUGGGAGGCAUUGCUGUAGUUGUGGGACAUACAGCAUACAAAUGUGUUUUAUAGCAGUAAAAUCUAACCAUAUUAUGAAAUUCACGGUUAAAAUGCCAUGCAGAACUUGGUUGAACAGACCUAUUGGUCAACUUUUAGGUUUUGUUUUGGUUUAGUACUUGGACAAUUGCCUUCAUCUUUAAAUAGACACUAUAGUCACCAGGACCAAUACAGCUUAAUGUCCCUACAAGCUUUUCACAGAAAUGUCUGUGUUUAAAUUGCUGCCUAGUAACAACUCUAAUUGCAGUCACACAGACAGCCACUAGAGGUACUUCUUAUCUCAGUGCUGUACAUGAAGCACAUACAUUAUACAAUUCCCAUGAGCAAAACGUUAUCAUCAUGAUAAGGAUUGCAGUCAAUCGCUGCCGCACGGCAGGCAGCCUUAAAAUGAAAGGCAUACUGUAAAGUAGUAAUGGGGAACAUCACUUCUCAAAGUACUCUAGGAUUAUAUUGAGUUUUAGCUUACUUUUAGUUAUUAGUUAUCUGUGUCUUUAUGCCAUGUCACAAUCCCCCACUUUGAACCCUGCAAGUGAAAACAUUGCCUUCUGCAGAACAGCUGUGGUUUCAUUGUCUCUUGUAACUGUCACACAGAUACCAUAGUUGCCAAAUGUAAUGUGUUUAUAAAUGAGGGUUUCAUAACACUCCUUGGUUUAUCAAGACCAGACAGAUAUUUAACAGUCAGUACUGAUAGCACUAGCCACAUACCCAUAGCAUUGAGGGUUACUGACUUCUGCAUUUUAACCCCUUAAGGACACAUGACAUGUCAUGAUUCCUUUUUAUUCCAGAAGUUUGGUCCUUAAGGGGUUAACCCCUAAAGAAUCAGUGAUGAUCUGUGCCGUCAUAACAACCCAUGCUUUAAGCAUCCCAUCGUAAAAUGAGAAGACUUGUCCAGUUAAUAUUAGCAAUUUAAAGGACCACUAUAGUGCCAGGAAAACAUAUUCGUUUUCCUGGCACUAUAGUGCCCUGAGGGUGCCCCCACCCUCAGGGUCCCCCUCCCGCCCGGCUCUGGAAAGGGGAAAGGGUUAAAAACUUACCUUUUUCCAGCGCUGGGCGGGGAGCUCUCUGCUUCCUCUCCUCCUCUUCUCCUCCUCCUGGACUGAAUGCGCACGCGCGGCAAGAGCUGCGCGCGCAUUCAGCCCGUCGCAUAGGAAAGCAUUUACAAUGCUUUCCUAUGGACGCUUGCGUGCUCUCACUGUGAAAAUCACAGUGAGAAGCACGCAAGCGCCUCUAGUGGCUGUCAAUGAGACAGCCACUAGAGGGAAUAGGGGAAGGCUUAACCCAUUCAUAAACAUAGCAGUUUCUCUGAAACUGCUAUGUUUAUGAAAAAAUGGGUUAACCCUAGCUGGACCUGGCACCCAGACCACUUCAUUAAGCUGAAGUGGUCUGGGUGCCUAGAGUGGUCCUUUAAAGGAACUUAACAGUGAGAAUCUAGGUCCUCCACUGAGCAGAGCAGUACUGUGCUUCGGCUCAGAGCGUUAGCUGAGUACCCUCGGCCAAGAAUUGUAUUGGACCUGCUUACAUUCCAGUUCUCCUGCAAGAGAAGAUAGAUUAUGAUUUGAACUCCUGGGUGACCCAGGUAAGUUGUCAAACCGUUCUAGCACCAAGACACACCUGGAACCAUAACCACUAGAAUGGGUUGUGGUCAUGAUGCUUGGAAGUGUUUCUUUAACAUUGAGCUGCCAUAGCUAAAUAAUCAUGUUAUUCCAUGCUGGCAGAAGUUCUCUAUGGACCAAUUUGUAUCAUUUAGCCUUUUUCUGAUGUUAAUGUACCUGGUGUUUCAGGAAGAUGGGAAGAUGUGGCUUUCUUCCUCAUGACUACAUUAUAUCUGUAGCGCUGGAAAAAAAAAAAAAUCAGGUUUUCCCAGAUUUUAAACAUGUCAUAUCUGACAACUAAUUAUUGUACACACCUAGGAAUAUUUUGUUUCUGGCCUGGUUGCUUCUCAGGAUGUUCUAAUUGAGUUGUGUUUAAUAGUUAAUCUCUGUGUCUGGGUUAAUGCACUGAUAAUAGGCAUCCCAUGUUUACAAGAGUAAAGAAAGACAGUUGUUAGCUGUCAAAGGACUCUACCAAAUCCCUUUACUAAUAUUAGAAACACAUGAUCAUUGCAGUAUUCUGAUGGAGUGGGGGUCUGUGUUAUAUUACACAUCAGGGAUUUAUAAUCGUCAUUGCUGAAUCACAAGAUGACUAUAACCAAAAUCAUAUCCUUCAAAAUCCCUGUUUUAUCUAAGAGACACACACUGUUUGAUGAAUCUAGGAAUUAUAUGAAAUUGAGAAGGGAUUUGUGAAUGCUAGGCCAAUAAUAUCCAGACUAGAGAACUAGCAGAAAUUGAUCAUUUAUCUUAUUGGGGUUCUGGUCUUAAAUGUAUAAUUCUCUUUUCAGGUUUCCACAUAUUCCUGGAUUAAUGCAUAAUCUUGAAAGUAUUGUGUAUUUCUGCAGUUUAUUUACUUAACUGUGAAUAGUGGAAAAUUAACAUUGGAAUGGCCACUGUUGGACCAGAAUUGCUGAAUUGGAAAAAAUUCUCUGGCUCCAAUAUAUAUUUCCAGCUCAACUAUUUUGGCUUGAUAUUUAUAGCCCUCUAUACACAAUAAACCCAAAUGUGUGUUUCAUUGCAGCUCUACUGUGUCUGUAGCGAUAUGAUCCAUACUUAUGGUCUUUUAAACAAUCUGAUGUUACACUAUAAGAAGCAUUGGGAUGCAGGGCUCUUACACAGCUGCCCUGCAGUGCAUCUCAUAGAGCAGCAUUGGAUGCUUGACAGCUGGGAGCAUGCCUCCUUGUCAGUUUAUACAAGUUCUGAUUUAUCUUUGAAGUGGUCUGGGUACAGUGUCUCUGUCCCCUUAACCCUGUAAUGUAAGCAUUGCAGUUUCAGAGAAACUGCAAUACUUACAUUGCAGGGUAUUGACUGCCUCUAGUGACUGUCUCCUAGACAGCCACUAGAGGCACUUUUGAUGGUUUCACAGAGCGCUUCUUUAAAGGAACACUGUAGGCACCCAGACAACUAUAGCUCAUUGAAGUGGUUUGGGUGCAAUGUCCCAUCACCCUCACCCUUAAAAAAACUGCAAUAAUUACAUGCUAGGGUUAGCUCCUCCUCUAGUGGCUGCAGUGGUUAUUAACCCCUUCUGCAGCAUGGGGGGAGAGAGGAAAGCUUGACAAAGGGGGAAGCUAUAGGACUAGGAAAACAAAUUUUUCCUGGCACUAAUGUUUCCAUUUACUGACUUCAACCUUCGGUGACUGCAGCGUUUCUGUUAUGCUUUUUGCUUUUUUAAGCCUCUCAUUAUCUGAAGUGGGCCUGUUGGGGCUUAUUGAAGACCAAACCUAACUAGCUCUGCUUCCAAGAAAUUCACAAACUGGCAGUUACACACCAGUGUUAGUAUGACCCCAGCUUUUUCACAUUUUAUUAUUAAUUCAUACAAAGUAAAAAUAAAAUGUUAAAGCUAGGUAACCUAAGUCACAGUUUAAUUUAACCCCUUAAGGACUGAGACAAAUGUACACGUUGUGAUCAAAACAAACAGAAACUUGAAUUUGCGCUAUAUGUCUGUUCAGGCGUAAUUCACCUCUUUCAUAUUAUGUGCACUCACACUUCUUAUAUAUUAUUUUAUUCAGGGGAAAUAGGGCUUUCAUUUAACAUCAAAUAUUUAGGUGUAAAACAUAAUUUAAUAGGAAUAAAAUAUAAAAAAAUGGGAGAAAAUAAGAAUUUUAAAAAAAUGUUUAGUUCUAUGUGACAUUCUAACUGUGAAUGUCAUAAUACUGUUUGAUGUUACUGCAAUAAAAUACACAUAUUUGUAUUCAGCGAUGUCUCACGUGUAAAACAGUACCCCCUAUGUACAGAUUUUAUGGUGUUUUGGGAAGUUACAGGGUCAAAUAUAGCAUGUUACAUUUUUCAGUUUUUCACAUUGAAAUUCGCCACAUUGGUUACGUUGCCUUUGAGACUGUAUGGUAGCCCAGGAAUGAGAAUUACCUCCAUGAUGGCAUACCAUUUGCAAAAGUAGACAACCCAAGGUAUUGCAAAUGGGGUAUGCCCAAUCUUUUUUAGUAGCCACUUGGUCACAAACACUGGCCAAAGUUAGUGUUAAUAUUUAAUGCAAAAAACUAAUUUGAAAGUCAAUUUUGGUCAGUGUUUGUGACUAAAUGGCUACUAAAAAAAGACUGGACAUACCCCAUUUGCAAUACCUUGGGUUGUCUACUUUUGCAAAUGGUAUGCCAUUGUGGGGGUAAUUCUCAUUCCUGGGCUACCGUAUGGUCUCAAAGGCAACGUUACCAAUCUGGCGAAUUUCAAUGUGAAUAAACUGAAAAGCAAGCCUUAUAUUUGACUCUCUACCUUUUGAAAACACCAUAAAACAUGUACAUGAGGGGUAUUGUUAUACUCGGGAAACUUCGCUGAACACAAAUAUUAGUGUUUCAAAACCAUUGCCAUUUGCGUGUGAAAAAUGCAAAAAAUGACACUUUAACUGACAAUAUCGUCGUUGUAAUACAUGUUACUGUUUUGAAACACUAAUAUUUGUGUUCAGCGAAGUCUUCCAUAUAAAACAGUACCCCCCAUGUACAGAUUUUAUGGUGUCUUGGAAAGUUACAGGGUUAAAUAUAGUGCUAGCAAAUUAAAUUCCCUGGACUUUUGGCCUGGGUUGUCAGGCUGGUCCUGCUAAUUGUAAUUAAUAAAAUUACCUUAUUAUGUAAAAUUAUUACAUAAAUAUAUACAUUGAAUUAUUAUACGUGUGUGUGUGUAUGUGUGUAUAUAUAUAUAUAUAUAUGUGUAUAUAAUUUUUGAAAAUAAUUUUUAUUUAAAUAUAGGUGUGUGUAUGUAUAUAUGUGUGUAUAUAUAUAUAUAUAUAUAUAUAUAUAUAUAUAUAUAUAUAUAUAUAUAUAUACUUAUGUAUGUAGAUAUAUAUAUUUCGUUCUACAUAUAUUUUGAUAUAUAUAUAUAGAUAUAUAUUUUUUUUUUUUUAAAUACAAUUAGAACGCAUUUACACAUGUGUAUAUUUAUUUUUUAUUUAAUUUUUUAACGUAUUUACGGAUUUAUUUAUUUUAUAUUUUAUAUAUAUAUAUAUAUAUAUAUUUAAUCAAUAUCAUUGUACGUGUAUUUUGAUAUAUAUAUAUAUAUAUAUAUAUAUAUAUAUAUAUAUAUAUAUAUAUAUAUAUAUAUUAAAAUACACUUAGACAGUGUAUGUGUAUAUAUACUUAGAUCAUAUAUAUAUAUAUGAUCUAAGUAUAUAUUAUUUAUUUUUACACUGUUUUUAACUUUUAUUUAUUUUAGACAGCAGGGAGAGUACCUGUCAUUACAGGCACUCCCCCUGCUGGCAAUGCCUUGGAAGGCUAUGCCGUCCAUGUGAUCUCGAGGUCCUCGCAAUCACAUGGCCCAGAGGGGCCGAAUAUGAUGGAGGUGGGCUCCCAGGUGAGUCCCCAUACUGCGAUCGCCGGCGACCGGGUAAGUAGAAAGGACGGUUUGGGCGUUCUAUGCCGCCCUCUGGCAUUUAGACCUGGUUCCUUAAGGACGGCGUAGAACGCCCACCGUCCUUAAGGGGUUAAAGGGAAGACUACAAUUUAAGACAGCCUCUAGUGGCUUUGACAGCCACCAGGCGGCCACCAUACAGCAUUCGGGAGUUUACAGGACUCUGGGUCCGUUAAAUGAUGCUGGUCAUCCUCCGGUUCUGCAUGAGGACCACAAGCGUCAGUUAAAUCCCCAUAGGAAAGCACUGAGUCCAUAGUUUCCUAUAGGAGGGCCUAAUGUACCUGCUGCGCAUGUGCACUAGGUACCCCUCUUGGAGGAGGCGGAGCGCCGAGGGAGAUUGGUGCUGGAAUCGGGUGAGUAAAUAAAGGUGUUUUGAACCCUUUAUCUACUGGACGAGGGGAACCAGAGGGCACUAUAUUGUUAGGAAUACACUUUUGUAUUUCUAACACUAGAUAAGUCCUUUAAAUAUGUUACAAUAAGGUGCGUUGUGCAUUUAAGAUAAAUAUACUGUGUAUGUCACAAUUAACCCUUUUAAUAAGGUGCUUAAUAGAAAAGUGCAAAAUAGACCGUUAUUAUAAGGUGUUUAAUAGAAACAUGCAAAACAGACCCUUAUUAUAAGGUGCUUAAUAGAAUAAACAGUUUAAAAUUAGGCAUCCUCUGCUUCACGCGUUAUUUACUUUAUGUAAGCCCUUAUACAGUUUGCUACUUCUUGAGAAACUGGUUGAUGCUAUGGAAUGUUCUUAUGCAGUGGGGGUACUUUUACUGGUAUUGAGUUACUCUUAUGUUACUUUUAUGUAGUGAGUACUUUCUGAUGCUUCUUUAAGGCAGCAAUUGUUAAGCAUCUCUAAAUUGUCUAAAGGUUACAGAGGAAAUAGAAAUCACAUAGAAAAAACAAGUAAAUUGUGUGGCCAUAACAUAGGGGAAUUUCACAAGAUAAGUGGUAUUGUAACGUGUAAUGAAGAGGUGGGCAAAAAGUAGAUCAACUACCAUAAAGGACAAAACAAUAAAUGUGAUGGAUUCCCAUAAAUUACAAGUGUCUCACUUUGUGGUCUGAAUUGAUAUAUAUAUAUAUAUAUAUAUUAUUAUCAUCAUCUUUUUUUUAAUCUUUUAUCUAAAAUGAAUCCAAUACAAAUAUCUAAGUUACUCAUGAAACACGAGCUGGCAUUGGUACAACAAUGACUGUAGGGUUAAUGGGGUAUAAGGUUUAUAAUAGUGUGAUUGCAUUUCAGUGAAGGCAAUCCCUCCCAUGUAGAACAUCCAAAGGAAAAUUGCAAAUCAUAUCCACAGGCCUUGAUGUUUCAUUUUCUUUUAACAAUUUCUAGGUCUUUUAUGACUCUAAAAUAUUUUGGUCCAAAAGGGUCCAGGUUGGCGAUAAUUUUACCCUAGUGCUAGGAAUUGUGUUGUUAUAAUAACAUGGCAUUCUUAGAACAUAGUGUUUUCAUUCAGUUUAAAAGUCCAGACUUCACACCUGGGAUUAUAAAGAAAGUUUUGGCUUAUGGUUUGCUUUAAAAUGUAACUCAUAAUUUUAUUUAAAUUAACACACAGCCCCCAUGCUUUAUAGCCUAUUAAUUUAUUGGUCAGUGUAGAGAUUUAUUUAUUUAUUUUUUUUUUUUCUUCAAUCCCCUGAUUUUGCCUUCUGAUACAGGCCCCACUCACUGAGUCAAAUCAGUAAUUAAUAUAUAUAUAUAUAUAUAUAUAUAUAUAUAUAUAUAUAUAUUUAGUGCCUUUAAUGCCCCUUUUGUACUAUUAUAUAUAUAUACAUAUAUAUAAAAAAAAAAAAGAGAGUUAGGAAAGUAAACAACCUUAACCACUGGAUAUCUGCUACUGUAUCCAGAGGUGAUGGCGGAAAUGAAAGUCCAAAAAAGGAACUAAAGCAUAAAGAAUUUUAAAUUAUUUUUAGCAGAGCCUAGAACUAACUUUUAGUUAGCUUUUAGGAUGUGCAAAAAUGGAAGUGACAUUUCAUCCUUAAAGGAACACUUCAAGCACCAUGACCACUUAGUACCCUGACUUCUUACCUAGUGUCUGCCGAGAACCUUUCACCACCUCCUCUCUCUCAGCCUACAUUAGCUCUUUUAGGCUAAGCCGUGCAGUGCAGGGUAAUCUCAUUGGCUGAGAAUGUCAGCUGAUCCCUCCUCUCUCUUGAUAAGGUAUUUGAGACGGAGAGUGGUGCACAGCAAACCUUAGGUAAGAAGUCAAACUAUUCUAAAAUGGUUUGACUACUUACAAUUGGGGAAGCCUUGGCACUCAAGUAGUGGUUAUGGUACCUGGUGUGUUCCUAAGUUGUUUAAUACCAUUUUAACAAAUACUUUCUUCGCCAUCAUUCUUCUUUCUUUUUUUGUUUUAAAAUUGACCUAAAAUGUUUUUUAUUUUUUUUGCUUUUAUGUUAUGGUUUCAUAUUAACAAUGUACCAGUAUGACCUUGUGCGGUUUGUAAGUUGUUCUUUAGAAUUAAUUUAAAAUUGUUAGAUACUGCAUACUUUGGUUAGUGAGGUAAGUGUAACAUAUUUUCUCCAUUAACUCACUUAUUUGAAGUGGUCAUGGUGCCUGGAAUUUGUAUGUGCAGCAUGCUGCUUUAAAACAUAUGUAGUUUAACCCCUCUGUGGGUUCACCUCUGGCAGUGUGCUCGGGGUGUCACCAGUCUGCCUGGAAAUAGAGUUCCGGGGUGAGUAAUAUCAAUUCUGUCUGAGUGCAGCAUGCUGACUCUCUAGGCCUAUGAAUUGCAAAGUAAAUGGCUUCUGUAGAUCUUCAGAUGCUGUAAGUGCAUCACUGGAUCACCAGGGAGCCUCGGGGUCUGUCGAGAACCCAGGUAAUGGUGCAGAUCAUUGCAAAAAAAUGCUCUGCCCCAUUACAAGAGAACAGAGCCAGGGUAUUGUUAUCCUCAUCACUACAACAGGCUGUAGUGGUUAAAUUCUUGGAGUAACUCUUUAAUAUGUAGUUGUAGUAACCGAAUUGAUAGGUACCCAAAUCCUUUAAGUGAUUUUCUAGUGUAGUGUUAUUGACCAAAUCUCCAGUCUUCUGCAAGAAUUAAAGGGACACUAUAGUCACCAGAACAACUAUAGCUUAUUGUAUUUCUUCUGGUGAGUAUAAUCAGUCCCUUCAGGCUUUUUGCAAUGAACCGUUUUUUCAGAGAAAAGGCAGUGUUUACAUUACAGCUUAGGGAUACAUUUACUGGCCAAUUCUCAGAUGGCUACUAAAGGUGCUUCCUGGGGCAGUGCUGCACAGUGAUGAAGAAGCCAUGUAGCACCAAAACACGUGUUGGGCUUUGUGUUUAUCUGUUAAGUGUUUUGUUUUUGGGGAUAGUUGAUUAGAUGAUGUAGCUUGUAGUUGUGAGCUGACUGGCAUUUAGUAUUAGAUUGUAUUGGACUUACAAGCAGAGAAAAGUGAUAGGCAGCUGGUAAACUCCUGGAAGUGCCUCUAGUGGCUGUCUGGUAGACAGCCACAAUAGGUUGUCUUCGUUCUGCAAUGUAAAUAUUUCCGUUUCCCUGACUAAGGGGGGACAGGGACACCAAUGAGCUGCAGUGGUCUGGGUGCCUAGAGUGUCCCUUUAAAGGGACACUCUAGGCACCCAGACCACUUCAGCUCAAUUAAGUGGUCUGGGUGCAGUGUCCCUCAGGUUUUAACCCUUCAGAUGUAAACAUUGCAGUUUCAGAGAAACUGCUAUGUUUACAUUGCAGAGUUAAUCCAACUUCUAGUGGCGGUCUUCCUGACAGCCACUAGAGAUGCAGAGCGUCCAUAGGAAAGCAUUGAGUAAUGCUUUCCUAUUGACCACUUGAAUGCGCGCGCGGCACUUGCCGUGCAUGCACAUUCGGCUCCGCUGACGUCGGCGGGGGGAGGAGAGGUCACCAGCGCUGAGGGAGCCCGGUGGUGGAAUAAGGUAAGCUGCUGAAGGGGUUUUAACCCCUUCAGCGCCACAGGAGGUGGACCCUGAGGGUGGGGGGCACCCUCAGGGCACUAUAGUGUCAGGAAAACCGCUAUGUUUUCCUGACACUAUAGUGAUCCUUUAAGCUGCAAUCUAUCAGCUGUAGAUUGAGAGCUUUUUAUAAUACAUGAGCUUUGGGGACUUGUACUUUAAGAUAUUAGUUCAGUUAUAUAGAGGUCUAAUGUAUCAGUUUUUAAAGUUACAUAUUGAAUACUUUUUUGUUUUGAUACACUGUAUUCUAUUUAGCCCUCUUAAAGGAACACUUUAGUGUUAGGAAUACAAAUAUGUAUUCCUAAUGCUAUAGAGCCCUUGUCAUCUAAACAGUGACUAGGACUCCAUUCCCUGGCAAAUAAAUGGUUAAUUAACCAUUUAUUUGCUUACCUUAAUCCGCAUUGGUGACCUCCUCCUCCUCUAUCGAAGUCAGCUCCCGAGUGGAGCCGAAUGCACAUGCGCAUCCAGAGGCACGCAUGCACAUUCAAUCCCGACAAUAGGAAAUCAAUACUCAAUGCUUUGAUACUGGAGGUCUGUGAAAUCGCGGACGUGCCUCUAGUGGCUGUCAGUGAGACAGCCACUAGAGGCUGGAUGAAUCAUGCAAUGUAAACAUAACAGUUUCUCUGAAACUAUGUUUUCAGCUGCAGGAUUAAAACUAGGGGGACCUGGCACCCAUGCCACUUCAUUGUGCUGACGUAGUCUGGGUGCCUAUAGUGGUCCUUUAAAGGGAUUCUCCGGUGCCAGGAAAACAUAUCCGUUUUUUUUUUUUUUUGUUUUUUGCAGGGUCCUGCAGUGCCCCUCUCCCUCCCAACCCCCAUCCCAUGUUGCUGAAGAGGUUAAAACCCCUUCAGUGACUUACCUGAAUCCAGCGCCGAUGUCCCUUGGCACUGGGUCAGGCUCUGCCCACACUCCGCCGACGUCAGCAGGCGGGGGAGACCUAAUGCGCAUUAGACCUCCCCAUAGUAAAGCAUUAUUCUAUGCUUUCCUAUGGGGAUUCCGGCGACGCCGAAGGUACUCAUGCAUAGCGUGAGGACGUCCAGCGUAGUUUAAAACACUUUUCGUGUUCUAAGACUUAACCCUGCAAGGUAAUUAUUGCAUUUUAUAAAAACUGUAAUAAUUACACUUGCACGGUUAAGGGUGGUGGGAGUUGGCACCCAGACCACUCCAAUGGGCAGAAGUGUGCUGGGUGCCUGGAGUGUCCCUUCAAUUGUCGGAAGCAUUUCUGAGCAGUGUUUUCAAGGACUUGUUUGCAAUGUAGCUUACUUUUCAUUUGAAACACUGUAACUUUACUCAGUUACUCUAGUUGCUAUAAAGUCAUGAGCUUACAUCUUUUGGACAUUGUAUCUAGUUUAUCUACAUGACCUAUUAUUAUAAUAUAAAAACAUCUGUGUAAUUUUCAUCUUUCACCAGAUAAAAUAGUUCUGUAUUUAGAUAAUAGCUUUAGUCUCAUGUGAUUGUAACAAGGGUUCAUACCCUGUAUAGUGCUGGUCCUAUCCAACUGACUAGCCACUAGUCCAAGUAUAGGAUGUAACUGUGGUGAAUAUUUUAGUUAUUAUCUAAUUGCUGCUAUCAUUCUUAACAUAGAAAAACUUUCAUCUAAACUUUAUCCAAAAUUAGGUGCCCUGUACCGAAACAAAUCCUGCCUAAGCCCUACAGUAAAGGAAAAGAUUGUACAGCAAAUGCUGAUGCCAAUCAUUCAUUAUGGGGAUGUAGUAUAUGUACCUGCACCGCAAACCCAUAUUAAUAAGCUCAUUACAUUGUAUUACUUGUUUUGCCGAUUUGUGCUACAAUGUAAUUACAGGACCCACCAUUGUGACAUACUAAAAGAGAUAAACUGGCUGUUGUUGGAAUCCAGACGCACCCUUCAUCUUUCCAGCCAUGUGUAUAAGAGCUUUUCUGGGAAACUCCCACCCUACCUGAGCAAAAUGCUCUCCUCAACUGUUCCCACCUCUUAUAACCUCCGAUCCAGUACCAACACUUUAUUUAGUCUACCUCAAUACAAAAAGAAAGCAGCCCGAUCCUCCUCCUACAGAGCACUGCAAUUGUGGAACGACCUCCCGCACACUUUAAAAUCUUCCCCAAGCCUAAGGUCCUUUAAGAGAUCCCUCUCUACAUACCUCAAAACAGAAUGCACCUGUCAUGGUUGAUUAUAUAUUUCCAACCUGUUCUAUGUGAAAUUUUGUAUAUAUUGUGUAUUAAUAUUGUUUUUGUAUUUUAUUGUACCCUAAUGUAUCAAUGCAAUGGUUUGUGGACCCAGGACAUACUUGAAAACGAGAGAAAUCUCAAUGUAUCUUUCCUGGUAAUAUAUUUUAUAAAUUAAUAAAUAAAUAAUAACUGCAACUGAAUAUCCUGCAAUGCCAUGACUGAUCUAAAUCAACAUAAAAUUAUAUAUCAAGGAUGCAUAGCUCCAUAGUGCCAUCACGGAGGCUACGGAGUACCUGUGUUGGCAUUGGUGUCUUAGGUUUGCCAUAAGUAGUAUAGAGUGUUUUGCGUGUUCUCCACAUGUGUUGUAGUUACAUAAGUUUAUAGGUUGUUUUUUGUCGUCUUCUCUCCCUAGUCAGGUCAGUUCAGUGAAGAUAUGAUACCGACUGUAGGAUUCAACAUGCGGAAAGUUACCAAGGGCAACGUGACUAUAAAGGUGAGUGCAAUCUGAGCAACUCUGGGUUCUCCAAUUCCGAUUCUCUGAUGCUUCUGUAUAGGAUGAAGCUAUGUAUGUUACUGCUAUUAUUUGUGCUGUAAAUAUUGAUAGCUGAUAACUAAACUGUAAUGUUCUAGUUUCUCAUCUAUAUAUACUUUGUAUAUCUUGUUGCUGUUACUGAAUUCUACAAGUCAGUUUUUUGCUUCUUGAUGCCAUGUUUAGGAUUUGUUUUUUGUUUUGUUUUCUGGAUUUACAGAUCUUGUCCUGCUCAUUUGCCAAUCUCACAGUAGCAUGCAUGGCCUUUUGUAUGUUUAUGUAGUUUAGACCUGCUUGAAUUUCCAUAUUCUUUCAAAGCAAAAUGACUCUUGUGUUCUGUUUCACUCUACAGCACUGACAGCUCUGCAUGACUCUAUGCUUUCCUGUAAAGCACAAUAUGACUCUGUGACUUUCUGCGUGCUUUGCUCAGCACAAAAUGACUCUCUGUGACUCGGUCAAUUCCCAUUUUAGAGAAUAAGCUAUUAAUGAUUUUUAUAUAUUUGUACAAUAUGGUUUCUCUAUCCCCACGUAGUAAGAAGCUGUACAGCUGGGAGCUGUUUAAAUGAAAUGUGGUAUGUGUAACUGAGUUUGUUUCCGCUUGUUUCCACAGAUAUGGGAUAUUGGAGGCCAACCACGUUUCCGCAGCAUGUGGGAACGUUAUUGUCGGGGUGUCAAUGCAAUAGUGUAAGUGAAUGUCAGUUCAGUGUAUGUAGAGAAGUAGUGAAAUAGAAACAUGGGAACUUGGAUGCAUUAAAUAUUGAGCUAAUUUUUUUUGGUUGACUAGAAUUUAGUCAUCUUGUUUACAUUUUUUUGAUGGAUAAUGUGGCUGAUUUGUUAAUUAAGGUUUUUGGUCUUGCUUAGGUAAUUGGAAAGAGUAUGUUUAGAAAGCAGCAUGCAAAGCCUUCCCUCUGCUCAUAUAUUAAGUAUCACAUUUGUGUGGGAAUGGGUGGUAAUGUACUGCUGCUUUGGGAUUUGGAGGCAUUGUUCUGCUGCAUGUGGUAUGUUAGGUAGUGUUCUGCUGCAUGUGGUAUGUUAGGUAGUGUUCUGCUGCAUGUGGUAUAGUGGCUGCAUGUGGUAUGGGAGGUAGUGUUCUGCUGCAUGUGGUAUGGGAGGUAGUGUUCUGCUGCAUGUGGUAUGGGAGGUAGAGUUCUGCUGCAUGUGGUAUGUUAGGUAGUGUUCUGCUGCAUGUGGUAUGGGAGGUAGAGUUCUGCUGCAUGUGGUAUGGGAGGUAGAGUUCUGCUGCAUGUGGUAUGGGAGGUAGAGUUCUGCUGCAUGUGGUAUGGGAGGGAUGCGUUCUGCUGCAUGUGGUAUGGGAGGUAGCUGCUGCAUGUGGUAUGGGAGGUAGAGUUCUGCUGCAUGUGGUAUGGGAGGUAGAGUUCUGCUGCAUGUGGUAUGGGAGGUAGAGUUCUGCUGCAUGUGGUAUGGGAGGGAGCGUUCUGCUGCAUGUGGUAUGGGAUUGGGACGUUCUGCUGCAUGUGUUCUGCUGCAUUGGGCAUUGGGAUUGGGACGUAGUGUUCUGCUUCUGUUGCUGCAUUAGGAUAGCGUUCUGUUGCUUUAGGAUUGGGAGAGAAGCGUUCUGCUGCUUUAGGAUUGGGAGAGGUAGCAUUCUGUUGCAUUGAGGGGAGAUGUACAAAUGAUGGUGCUAAUUCCAAAGUUCAUAAAACUACAGUACUUCCACAGGCAAGUGCUUAAUCGGGCAGAUCCCUCCCAAGCUAGGAAUAGGUUCUGCCAGGUGUAUCAAGCUGGAACAUUUACACCCCUAAAGCAUAUUAGCUUGUUGAAGUACUUUAUGUGUCCUCUAGCAUGUAAGCUCAUCGAGCAGGGCCCUCAACCCCCUCUGUUCCUGUACGUCAGUGGUCUGAUUUCAAUUAUGUGUUUGUUAGUCCACCCAUUGUACAGCGCUACGGAAUUUGUUGGCGCUAUAUAAAUAAUAAAAUAAUAAUAAUAAUGUGCCAUUUUUUUCAUUUUACAAAAAAUGCAGAUUUCAAUAGAAAUGUAAUCUUUUGUAAAUUAACCAUAUCACACCCCCUUGCUGCCAAUCAGACAACUGGCCCUGUUACUUCUUGGUUGUAUAGUUCAGUGGAGGUAAACUGAGGAGGGUCAGAGCAGCUGCCUUGCAAAGACUUCUCAUUGGGCUGCACUAGGAGGUCUAUGAUUGGACAGCCACAGAAAGUCUGGGCGGGAUUAGAAAAGCAAGGCUUUAAACUGAUUCAAAGAAAAGAUCUUCAUCUUUUACAAGCUGUUUUUAAAUAUACUCCAAUGAAAAAAAUACAUCAAUAAAUAGACAUCUUGGCUAUCUUAGGUAUAUCAAACUAAGAACUCUGACAUGUUUUCCUUGACAGGUACAUGGUUGAUGCUGCAGACAGAGAGAAGAUUGAAGCAUCUAGUAAUGAACUACACAACCUUCUGGAAAAACCACAAUUACAGGGUAUUCCGGUAUGUGAUUAGAUUCUCCCCCCCCCUUCCCCCCCCUCCCACACACACCUGCAUUAUUCCCUGACCACUCCUCAAUCUAUUUGUUAAAGCGGUUUUGUCAGUUUUGAAGUCAUUGCAUAUUUUGCCACAGCUGUUGGAAGUGAUGGCUGCUGUGAAGUUAUAGAGGUUGGUGGCAGAAUCUCUGCCAUUUAUUAUCUUUUUUUUUUUUUUAAUUCUUUAUUUACUUGUGGGCUUCACCACAGGAUUUAAUAAUGAUGCACAAUAUAGAAAAAUAUGGCAGUUAAAUAAAAAAUAAAAGCGUAACACACAAGUUAUGCACGUAUGGUAUAUAGAAAGGCACUCUGAAUAUGCAUGUGAAACAAACAAUGAAAUAAGAAUAAAGCAACAUUUGCAGUGUCUGAUCAUCUUGUCAGGCUUUGAGCAUUUAAUGGAAUGUAGUGAGUGCCAGAAGGGCUGGUGUAAGGACCUGCCGUCCGGGAGUGUGUGUCUUUUGCCGUUCGGCAUCUAGGUUCCUGCUCCGCUCUGGGGAUAGUGACCUUCUGAGCUGCUACUUCCCCUCGCUUUCUGGAUGGGAAUGGCAGCAACUGGAGCCUUUGCAAGAAUUCUGCUGGGUCUUUCGAGGCCGAAAGGGUAUGGACCUCAUCUUCCCCCCCCUCCCCCCCCCGUUGUACCACCAGGGUUCUGACAUCCCCCAUCCGUACUUGAUUUUCCGUUCCGCACAAGGCCCCAAUCAUGGACAUAAACGUGCGUCUACACAAAAAUAAGUCCUGCGCUCAAACUCACACUACUUUUGGGCGGCAGCAAUGAUCAUAGUACACAUCAGCCCCGAUACAUACACAAAAAAACUAAGAAAAACAUUCUUGUCCCACACUUUCUCAGGGCCUUCAAUGGAUUGUCUUCAACUACUGACAUCCCACCAUCAUUGUUGAGAGCUGUAAUUGCUGUGAUAUAUAAAGAUGGAAAAGAUUCAGAAUUAUGCAGCAGUUAUAGACCGAUUUCUUUUAUUAAUCUUGAUUUAAAAAUAUUAGCAAAACUUCUAGCAAAUAGACUCAAGCCCCUUAUGCCUGCACUGAUCCACCCUGAUCAAGUUGGCUUUGUGUCUGGCUGUGAAGCCAGAGAUAAUACUACCAAAAUCUUGAAUGUAUUACAUGGAGCUAUAAUAAAAAAAAGCCAGUUUUGUUAACAAUUGAUGCUGAAAAGGCCUUUGACAGGGUGGAUCAGUCCUAUCUGUUUGCAAUGUUGGAGGCAUGGGGGCUUGGUCCGAGAUUUUGUAAUUGGAUACAGAUAUUGUAUAAAGGCCCUUCAGCCAUGGUGCGGAUUAAUGGUCUACUUUCGAACCCCUUUAUUAUUAAUAAUGGCACUCGUCAGGUAUGUCUGCUGUCCCCUCUUCUUUUUUGUCUUAGCAUUUUAACCUUUUUUAGAAGCUAUACGUAGAAAUACCAAUAUUAAAGGAUAUAAGUAUACGGGAGGAGAGAUUAAAGUAACCGCUUUCGCGGAUGAUGUCCUAUUCACGCUUAUAGAACCUCAAUAUAAACUUCCUUCUGUUCAGGAAGAAUUAGAGAAAUUCGGUACUCUAUCUAAUUUUAAGGUAAAUACAGACAAAUCUCAAAUAUUGGGAGGAGUGAUAAGCAUAGGAAUUAAGGAGAAAAUACAGAAGCUUUAUAGGUAUAAGUGGACAGACUCUAGCAUAAUAUACUUAGGAAUACAUCUGAUGGCUCAUUUAAAAGAUUUAUUUAAACUAAACCAUGGAAAAUUAUUAAGAAAAAUUGAAGAUUUAAAAAAAAUUGGAACCAACCCUUCUACUCAUUAAUAGGGAGAGUUAACAUCAUAAAUAUGAUGAUACUUCCUAAGGUAUUAUACUUAUUCCAGACAUUGCCUCUCUCGCUGCCGAAAGUCUUUUUUGCGAAAGUACGAUCGCUUUCAUUUAUUGCUUUCAUUUAUAUGGAAUAAUAAACAUCCACGUAUCGCGUACAAUACAUUGACUUUACCAGUUUAUAAAUAUGUGGGAGGCCAAGGCCUUCUUUCUCAAUACUAUGUUGCGGUACUAUGUGCGCGAAUUAGAGAAUGGACAGCUAUAGACAAAAAAAAAGCCUUGGUAUGAAUUAGAACAAGAUGUUAUAAAGGUUAAAUUGGAGACCAUACCAUGGCAGAAUUGUAAAUUAAAUUUAUUAUCACCUUCUAAUCACCCAAUUAUAAACCAUAUAAUAUAGAUUUGGAGAAGGCUUAAAGAUAGAUGGAGGCUAUCCCCGGGACUUUCAGUAUUUUUUCCAGUUGCAUCAAACUUGGAGUUCCACCAUGGGAUGAGCCACAAAAUACUGGGAACGGGAGAAGUAGACCCGCCAGUAACAAGUUUAAUAAUAGACGAUACACCCAAUAGAUUAAGAGAGUUUCCUAGCUGUGACAAUACGACAACACUUCUAGAUAAAAUGGGUAUGGUUUAUUUAAAGUUGUUUUUUUUUUUUAAAGCAAAAAGUGUUACCAUACGGGCAGACGAGAUAAAACUGAGUUUGAUUUACUCUGUGGUACCGGGAUAGAUAAAAAACGAUAUCUGUCUAGUAUUUAUAACCUAAUUCAGAGGGGUUCCAUGGAUAAGAUAGUACCCUCAUUUCAGUCGAAAUGGAUGUUAGGAUUGAACUGAUUGGCACUGACUGGUCAUUUGUGUUCAAAAUGGGAAUGAAAGCCCAGGUAAGCACUGCUAGGAAAAUGACUUUCUUUAAAAGAAUUAUUAGAUGGUAUAAUACCCAAGACCGACUUAAGAAAUAUGGUGUAACUGCAUUGGAUGAAUGCUGGAGAUGUGGGGAGAAGGGAGCAAACAUGAAAUACAUCUGGUGGGAGUGUAAACUUAUUAGGAACUACUGGAUUCAAGUAUUGAGUGUCAUAUAUAAGAUUUUACCAAUGCCAGAUCAAUUAUCCCCAUCUAAGAUCUUACUGGGCUGGCCAGCUUCUUUCAAUGAGAACAAUAAACAGAUGUUAAGUUUUCUAUUGAAUGAGGCAAAUGCUUUGAUCCCGUUGUAUUGGCUUAAACCUAGCAUCCGACUGUAAAACAAUGGAUUAUUAGAGUGGAAUCAUUAAGGGAACUAGAAGAGACUCAUUGGUUGACCCAGGGAAAAGAAAUGGGACCCUUGGAUAAAAUUCUGGGCAGGAUUAUCAUAAUAAGACUAUUUUACGAUAAACUGACGAUGAGCAAAUAAAAUACUAAUGUAAAAUAGAACAUUAAUGAUAGAAAUAGAGGCAGAGCUAUAUUCUUCUUUUUUUUAUUUAUUUUUUUAUUUCUCUCUUUUCUUUCUCUUUCUCUCUUCUCCUUUUUUUUAAAUUUUUUUUUCUGCUGAGAUGCAUAUGAUGAUGUGGGACCUUGAUAAUGCUAUUUGGCUAUGGCGUAAAGUAGUCCCAGUAUCUGAAUAUCUGAUGAAGAGAAAAAAAAAAGUUACUUGCGCACUAUUCUAAAUCCCUAUGCAUAUUUAUAUAAAUGGAGGUUUUUAGUUCCACUCCAAUGGCCAUUAGAUGCAAGCCCACCUGCCAAGUCAAGGCAAACCUCUUAGGUGGGUGCUACACUAACAAUUCACCUUGCUUGCUUCAGCUUAAAGCAAAAGAAAAUCUCUAAUAAGACAGAAAGCUGUAUUUUUAUUUAUUUUUUAAAUCCUACAUACUUAUUAACCCUUAACACGUGAUGGGCGGCAACUGUGUUUUGUGCCCUUCGGGAACUGGGUUCCUGCUCCGCUCUGGGGAUAGUGGCCUUCUGGGCCGCUACUUCCCCUCGCUUUCCGGAUGGGACCAGUGGCAACUGAAAGUUUUAAAAGAAUUCUGCUGGGUCUUCUGAGGCCGAAAGGGCAUAGACCUCGUCCCCCCGUUGUAUCACCAGAGUUCUGACAUCCCCCAUUUGUACUUAUUGCUCAGUUUCCUCAAGGCCCUAGUCACGGGAUUAAACUUGUAUGUCCAUAAAGGAUUGAGAAGGGUAGGUCAUUGAAGAUUGUGAUUCUACAGUUGUUCACAGUAACUGUGGGGAGCCACCUGAGGGAGCCAUUAUGGAUGUUUUCAUGACAAUGUCCCUAGUAAUUGCUAUUCUGUCUCUCAAUGCGUCUGUGGUGGAGGUUGGCGCCUUUCUUAUACCGAAGGCCGAAACUAUGACUGCUCGCUGUCCCUUUGCACUUCCAUCGCCUGUAUAACUUUAAGGACGUAUUCCAUCUGGACCUACCUACUCUGGAGCUCCACAGAUUCUAAUAUUUCCGGCGGUGCCGCGCUUCUAGUGAAGCCACUGUAUGGGAAAGGCAUUGAACUUAGGGAUUCCACUUCCUAGAGUCAACAUCCCCAAGCCUCUGCCGCAGCCCGCCAACCUCCGCUUGCACUCUGGCAAGUUCUGCUUUCCGGACCUCUCUCAGAUCCAGUAUGAGCUUGUUAAUGUCUCCUUUUGUGGAGGGAAAACAUCCAAUUCGAAGUGAGUCUUCUGGUAUGCUCCGCUAGCUGCUUGCGGUGUCCAGUUCUCCUCUCCAUCUUGGGAAGAGUCAUAGUCGCUAGAGGUAUGUGGCCUCUCAGGCGCCAUGUUGAUUCAGGCCUGCGUCUGUAGUCUUUCAAAGAACAGUCAAUUGCCAGGAAGAUUUGUACCCUCUGAACGGGGUCCUUUUGCUCCAUCUCUCUGUGGUUGGUUAUAAGGCCUUUGCUGCUCCUUACAUUUUCAGUAAAUUCAUGGCUAAAAGAUAUUUUAUGAGCUUAUGAAGCCAGAGCUCCACUCAUGCAUGACUCCUCAGUAGGCCGGCCAGCCAGCCACGCCUCCCCUCCCCUCCCCUCCCCUCCCAUUUAUUAACUUUUGUCAUCUGCAGCUUUGCCCAAACUCAGGGAUGAAAGCAACCCUGUACUCUCUAGAAAAACGUCAUCUAAAUAAAGUUUUUAUGGUAGCUUCGGUAACCCCACACCCCCAUGUCCUAGCUUCAAAAUUGCAAUAUUCUAAUAGUUAGAAUUCUUGGAAGCAUGGUUUCCAACCACACCUUCAAGCCCAUUGGCUAAGGGACUGUUACUUCCUGGCUCUCAUACCCAGGCAUAUUGUGAUAACACGUGCAAUGCUGUCAUAGAUUGAUAUUGAGAAGGGGAGGGGGUGCUGAAACUAACAAUGGACAUUAAGACUAUAAAGUUAGGAAUGCAAAUUUGUGUUCCCACCACUGUAGUGUCCCUUUAAAGCCCAAGCUUACAGUGAUUUGAAAGUGCUCCGUGGGUUUUGCAGAAAAUGCAAAUAAUCCCCUAUAUCUGGUCUGUUUCAAUACUAGUAGUGUGUUGUGAUAGUCACCUUCCAGCUCCGGUGCUCUCAUUUUACUUUACUUAGCUUGAGGAGGCUGUAUAUUACACAGCUUGUUGUGGGUGAUAUUUACUGCCCCUUUAACUUUUCCUCUUCAUUGAGCUUGCAGACCAGGUUUGGGUAGCCAACAGUGUAUUCAUCUAAACUUCAGAAUUCCAUCAAGGAGGAUGCAGCUUUUUUAGGGUUGGGGAUGCAUUAAUACCCAUGUUUUAAAAUAUGUGUCUUUAGUUCAAGAUGCCUUUUCCAGGAGAAGUCCUCCUUUAACCAUAAGUGUGCUCAUCACAUUGCACAUCAAGAAAAUAAACGCUUCUCUGGUACUCCGAGAACUAAAUGUUUGCAACCUGAACUGCCAGGGUAUUGUUUAACGUUUUCUUUUAACCUCUGCAAUGUAUUUCAUGUUUUUUUGUUUUUUUUUUCCCUCAGGUCUUGGUUCUUGGUAACAAGCGAGAUCUUUCCAGUGCACUGGAUGAGAAGCAGCUCAUUGAAAAAAUGUACGUGGCAGUAAAAAAAGGGGUGGGGUGGGAUGGUCUGACAUGGAAAUGGUUAAUUUAGCAAGAAGUGCUAUGCCAUUUUGCAGCCAUGCAGGAAAUUCCUGGAAUUGUACAGUUCUCAUUCUUCCUCAUUGUAGGGUCAAGGGCUUAUUUAUUCUUUCUUGCUUAAUCUUAUUGAUAAGAAAGUACAAAUUCUAAGUAUGUAAACUGUUGGGAAAUGUGAAAGUCCACUGCUGCUCAGCUUUAGAAAUAACCUGUGUUCCAUGUCGUGGCACUGAUCUUCUCUUACAAAGCGUGAUCAUGCAGUGACAGACAGGCUGCUUACUUGUAAAGUGGAAAAUAGAAUAAAUGGUGUAUAAAGUCCUAAUACUAAUACAUUGUGGUGAAAAAAAAAAGUGUAUAUAUAGUGUCGGAAUCUUCAACAUGCUUCUCUUUUUAGCAAUACAUUAAGAAAGAAAAACAAACAACAAAUUGUGUAUAAUGUCAUGUCAGUAAAUAUAAAACUAAGGAAAUUUAAUGAAUGCCUUACACACAAAAGCAUUCCACAGAGUAUAUUAAAGUAACACUAUAUUCAAAAUACUUUAUUGUAAGGAUACUCACUAAACUGAGAAUUGUCAAUUGUUUACUGUGUCCUAAAUCCACCCUCGGUGCUUGCAGAUUGUCAUUGCCGUUUAGAGUACAAUGAAUCAUGCUAAAUUGGGUCCUGUUUUUUUUUUUUUUUUUUUGCAGUCAAACCACUUAUAAACCGUUUAACAGCAAAUUGUGGGUUGGGGAAAAACUCAGAUUCCAUUACUACUAUAAUGGGCUAGGGUGCUUAGAAUGCUCUUUAAACACUUAAAACUUUAACCUCAGAGGUUUUUACAUCUUGUGCCAAGGGAGAAAUAUCUGUGCCUCUAGUAGUAUAUGUAGUCUGGCAGUACCAGCAGGUCGGUUUGAGCCAAGGAAAUACACCGCUCUUCCCACAGCUCUUCGAUCAUUGAUGGCUUAUGUUGGCAUUGCACAUGGUUUGCAGCCUACAGUUCCCAAUAUACUAAACUCAGUACUAUGAGAUAAUGGAUAACUGACAUUUUGGGCCAAUAUAUUAAAGCAGUAAAAUAUUACAGAAUUUGAGAAAUAUUCUAUUUGCGAUUUCUCUUGUCCAGUUCCCUUGCCACUCCUCCACAAAUAUACUAUUUCUAAGUAAUACCCUGCUUUUUUGGCGGAAGAUUUUGUUCUUAUGCACUUUGAAGAAAUGGUUUUCACCAGAGGUGUCCACCAGGUGGCACUACAGCUUUUGUUUACCAACUGCUUCCAAGAGCCUUGCCUACACCUUUUGGGCAGGAGAGCCAUCAGUUACUUCUUCUUUACAUAAUGUUUCUAAUGAUUUUGGAUUGUGCGAUGUUUACAGUACUAAUGCAACACAUAUUGAGCUUUCCUUUUUUUGUAAGCUUGGUACCUUUUGUUGUUUCAUUUUAUUUCUCUUUUACAUAUAUGCUGUGUUAAUAUUUUUAAAACGUUCUCUCCCUGCCCAGGAGCCUUUCACUGAUCCAGGACAGGGAAAUUUGCUGCUACUCCAUCUCCUGUAAAGAGAAGGAUAACAUAGGUGAGAAGCUGAGCGUUGUGUGUGUGGAAGACUGUGCUGUAGUGUGGGGUCCUUAUUUUAAUAACCUUUCUCCUUAGAUAUCACUCUUCAGUGGCUAAUCCAGCAUUCCAAGUCACGCCGCAGCUAAAGGUUCCUGCAAUAUUUUCUGCCGCUCUGCACUCUAGGAGAAGACCACCUGCUCUGCACCCACAGACUUGCCUUUCCAGCUCGUAAUGUGCACCCUGCAGUUUUCCUAUUCUGUUCACCAAGGAUUUAUUUGAUUCCCAACAAGAGGACGAGACCUCUUCAUUGUGGGAUGUGCCUUGUCCAUGCUCCUCUAAAUUUAGUGGCUAUUUACCAUGUUGCUUAACCAAUGCUGAUUUGAGAAUGCCUCUGGUAAGCUGUCCAUUUUGAGUUUGUGACCAACCCUCUAAGCUGCCCACUUCAAGUUGUAACCAUUUGAUCUAAUCUGCCAUUCUGGUUGUGUAACCGACCUGUCCACCCUAGAUAUUGACUAUUUUGUCAAAGCUGUCCAUACUGGGAGAGUGACUGUCACUUGUAAGCUGUCCUACUAGGUGUGUAGUUGAGCCUCCAAGAUUUAUCAACUCUUGGAGGGGACUUUAUAUCAGCUGUUCCCUGUAAUAUAUCAUCCUUGGAAUUGGCCGUCCUAUCCUUCAUGAUGUCCUUCCUUGUGAGUUGGCUCAUCUCCUCCAUCUUCUUACUGUCCCAUCCUUUACCAGCUGUCCAGCCUGUAAACUGCUAGUUAAUUGUCUCCUUGCACUUUAUAUGUACCUUAAGUCCUGCUCCUCUUCUUCUUUUUGACCUUGAUGAUAGAAAAUGUUGGGAGAGUGAAGUGUCAGCUGUAUUUAGAACAGGAGAUAAACCUUACACCAUCAGGGAAAAUAAUAAAUUGAAUAGGAUAUUGGUAAUAUGAAUUACUGACCACUAAUUAAAGCAUAGAAAGGGUCAGUUGUUUAGCAUCAAGGUAUCUUCAUAUUCCUUUCAGGCAGCAUCCUGAUAGAUUGUUUCCAAGAUAAGCAAUAUAAAUGUAAUAUUAACAAAUGAUGAUAUAUCUAAUAUAUAUAUAUAUAUUUAUAAUUUUGAUGGGAGUGAUAAAUCACUUGCAUGUAAAAUAUUUAGAUGUAGCUAUUCAUAACUAUUUUUUUUUUUCUGGGACUAGUAAACAAAAAACAAUUGGUCAGUUGCCUAUUAAAACGGCAGACACCAGAUAUUGCUACAGCUUUAUACCUAAGACGUAACUAUGGAUGAACUGUAGCAUUUUUACAUAUUGGAAAGGAUUGACUUUUCUUAUAUUAAGAAAUACUAUUGAUCCAUACGAUCCAGCUGCCUGCAAACUGUGUCUGCAAACUUCAAACCUCGCUAUCUGAUGGUGUGACCUUUUGAAAUGCUAUACAUAAAAUGCAUAAUCGCUAUAAAAUGGAAGGUUUGAAUGUCAUGCUGGUAAAGUGGUAGGUUAAAAAUAGAGUGCUUAUAUGAAAUAUCAAAGGAAUUGAAAUCUGGGUACAUGGGAUGUGUCCCGUCUAUUGUAAAGUUAGUCACUGGUCAAAACUGUUGGACAUAAUUGGACUGAACUGUAGUAUUUGAAAUUAUGACCCCCCCCUUCACAUAAAAAAGUAUGUUUUAUUGUUCAAAUCAGAAAUACCAAGAAAUACCAAUUAUAUAAAAAUAUUUAUUUAUCCAAAAAUGAUACAUUUGGCUUUCGUAAGUUUUAAAAUAUGACCUGGGGCCUUUUUGUUCUAAUAUAAUAACAUACUAUUAACUCAAUAAUACUCAUGUUUUGCUGAUUUAAUUUAUAGAAUGCUAAUGCCCUUUUAUGAAAGUAAUGUCUUUUUGAGCUUGAUAUAUAAAUCUGCGAUGACAGCACAGGAAAUAGUCCCUGGCUGUGGUUUUUUUUUUUUGUGUUUUAAGAUUAAGGAAUUAUGUAAAGUAAUUUUGGAAAUAAUGGUAUAGUGGCAUUAAGAAGAGCUGUUGGCACAUUACUAUAUCAAUCUUCAGAAGUAGGCUGUUAUAUUCUGACUGUUUAAAGACUUGUUUAAAAUCAUGGCAUAUUCUAAUUUAUCAGGAAAUAUGUAUAAUCUAUAAGUGGGGGGGUUCAUGGGAACCUGGAAAUAAGGAUUUAAUCAAGUUUUUAAUGGAGAUAUGCCCAAACAAAGGGGGGUGGGGGUGAAAUACCAAGGGGCAACUAUUUUUUUUUUGUAGUGCAGGACAAUUUUUGAAGGCAUACAAGUAAAACUCCAGACAUCAAAAUGCCAACCAUGCAUCUAAUAGCAUCAUCAAACAAUUCCUAUUUUUGUUUUGUAUAACUGGUGUAUGUUUUUUUGCAAAAAAAAGCAUCUGCCCCCUCCCCAUUUUAAUUUACUUAGACCUUCUUAUCUAUGACUUGCUGAUUGAGUUCUAUAUAUAUAUUUUUUUAUCUCUCCAUCAUUAUGGUGGUUUUAUCCCAUCCCUACUGGUUGUGCCAGUUACCAUGGCUAGAUUGGAGGUUUCUUUAAAGAAUACCCUCAUAUUCUUUCCUGUGGGAAUUGUCGUCAUUCUUCAUUAAAAACAGUGGAUGUAUGUUUUCUAAUCAUCACAAAAAGAAUGAAUAAUUUUUUACUUAUAACAUUCGAAGUUGGACCCAUGUUCCAUGGACAGUCAUCCAGAAAUAAGAAUCUUUUUCAGUUGCCAACCACCCACAAGAGAUGCACCAUGUUCCGGAAAUCCUGAUUUGGUCAUUUUCUAUUCUUACACCUCAAGUCCUGGAAUUCACUCAGCAGAGUGUGCAAACCAUCACAUCCAUUAAUGGCUGGAAGACAGUCGAUAAAGCAGAAUGAACAUUAAUGUCUUGGCCAAAAUGUUUUGAGUGUGGAACUCUUGUGUGUAGUGACCAUUCAAUUUUACCACAUUUCUGUAAAAAAUUUAAAAAAAAAAUCCAAUUCUAAAUAUCACCUAUAUCGCAUAUGCUUGCCAGAAAUAUUGCUGUUACACAUUUUUGGUGAGAGGUGAUAUUUUAUUUUUUUUGCAGUCUACAUAUCCAUGUUGGCACAAUGUGAAAGUCAUAUGUCACGGCAGGUACAAUAUAGCCAGCUCUGGACAAUCUUUGAAUGUGUAUAUCUGAAUAUGUCGGAAGAUCCAGUGAAUUUUAAAAAAAUCUUUUAAUUCCAUCACUGUAAAAGUCAAUCCACCUCAGUCUCAUCUCAAGGUGACCUUUCCUCUUCUUUGAGAUGCCUUUGAUUUUUCAAAAUAGUUUUUUGACAUCUGCCAGUUGUGCUUUAUGGAUAAAAAUGUACUACUGAUUUUACUGUGUGCAGAGCAGGACAUAAAAUUUUUUUUUACCGGUACUUGCCCAUCAUAAUGCUGAGCAAUCACACUUUAGAAGAAAGCAAACAAAAUUAAUGGUUUGCACUCUUCUCUCCAAACAUGGAACCCAUAUGUUGCAGCAUUGGAGCUCUGUCUUCCAUUUCUUCCCCUACUGUAAGCUCAUCACAUAUGCUUGGUAGUUCUCCUUCCCUCUACCUUUGCAAGAUGUGUUUGUGACACUUGCUUUUGCUGCAAUUCUCUGUCAGACUCUCUGCUUUAGCCAAUGAUACACUGCUGCUAUAUUUAUAUUUUUUUAAAUUUGUUGCUGCGCUUUACUUGUGCCUAUAACAUAAUCUGAUGAGAAUCAAAGGAGUUUCCUGAUGGAAGAGGAAACUUUCUUGUGUUCCCCAUCAUACUGAAAACCACAACCAUUUUACGGGCUUGUUCAUUAACCCCUUAAGGACACAUGACAUGUGUGACAUGUCAUGAUUCCCUUUUAUUCCAGAAGCUUGGUCCUUAAGGGGUUAAAGGAUCACUAUAGGGUCAGGAACACAAACCUGUAUUCCUGACCUUAUAGUGCUAAAAUCACCAUGUAGGUGGCUUGCCCCCCUUAGCCUGCCUAUAAAAGUUUAAAACUUGCCUUGUUUCCAGCGCCGUGUGGCUCUGCUGGUGCUGGCUCUGCCCCCUUUGUGACAUCAAAAUGGCCGAUUUUCAGCCAAUUCAAUGCUUUCCCACUGGGUAAGCAUUGGAUUGGCUAAAAUUGGCAUGGGGGCAGGGCUACGAGGAAAAUUUGUGGGAACGCUGAACGGCAGGGCUGCUUACUGUGCAGCAAUGAGCCAGGAAGCACCUCCAGUGGCCUGAGGAGUGGCCACUUGGAGGUGUCCCUAGGGGCAAUGUAAACAGUCUUUUCUCUGAAAAGGCAGUGUUUGCAUUAAAAUGCCUGAAGGGAGCUAUUAUACUCACCAGAACAACUCCAUUAAGCUGUAGUUGUUCUGGUGACUAUAGUAUCCCUUUAAGCCUUUGUAAUAAAUAAUUGUUUUGUUUCUCGAGAGGCAUUAUAUGUCGGAGAUGCCCUGCUCUAAUGUCAAUAAUUAACAAGUGGCCUCUCACCUAUUUAAAGCUUUCAUUUUGAGAAAAUGCAUCUGGUAUCAACUAAUGCAAAGAUUGCAGAAAAAUGGAUCCCAAGAUUUGCAAUUCCCAUGAGUCUUUGUCAGUCUUCAGGCUGUCAGAGCAUCGAGGGAGUAAUAGUUUUACAAAAGUUGUCCACCCUGGAUCUAAUGUUUCGCAAUAAUUUAAAAAAACAAAAACAAACCUAAAAUCUUGCAUCUUCUAAAGUUAAUAAAAAAAUGUUCUGUACAUAUCACAAAGUGCAAAUACCAUUAGUUAGUGAUGCGUGAAGAAGUUUAGUACGCAUGUUAAAAUAUUAUAUAAUGUAAACUUUUCCCUCCUGAUUAGUAACUUUUUCACUUGACAAGUGCAAAUCAUUGAUUAUUUUUCUAGGCCUGAGUGUAUGUUUAUAUAGGUUGGUUCUCACUUGUAUUCUUAGAUAUAUGUAAUUAAACAGGCCAUUAGAGCCAACUUUAUUUUAUUCUCCGCAAAACCAGGGUAAGACGUACAAUAAAAAAAAAAGCAUUGUAGGAGCAAUGGCUGAUAGGAUAUGCAUAUAUAAAUACUGUACAUAUAGUACGUAUAAUGAUGUACUGUAUAUACCAGUGAUGAUUGUACAGCGCUAUGGAAUUUGAUUGCGUUAUAUAAAUAGUAAAAUAAUAAUGAUUGACCUUGACACUUCAGACAUUUGUGAAUAACAUUUCCGACAAUGCUUAGCUAGUCAAUGCUUACUGAGCAUCAAGGGAAUGCAGUCCAAGUGGUAUAAUGUGUAAUUGGACCUUUGGUACAGAACUCCCACAAGAAGCUAAAAGUAUAAAAUAAGCUUUAUUUAAAACUUUGCAUGUUAAAGUGUUCAGUGUCAUUAGAAACAUUGAAUAACGGGGCUUUUAAAGGACCACUAUAGUGCCAGGAAAACAUACUAACUUAAUAACGGGGCUUAUUAAAAAAGUGGUCUGGAUACCUAUAGUGGUCCUUUAAUGAUGAAAUGUGACAUUGGCUUUUGGUGCUUUAUACUGUACUCAUCCAACCAAACACUAUUGAUGUAGGAAUGAAAUUUGCUAUGUCAGUCUGUUAAUACUUGGGGUUGUUUUGGAAUAUUUUCUUACGAUUACAACCAACGUAGUCUGUCGUAGUCAAUGUUACUUACUUUUUCUGAUGGCUCCUCUUGUUCCUGAAAGUCAUGCUAGCUUUGGAAAAUAAAUCCACACUGUUCUAUGUGAAUGUAGAUUAAUAUCGCACAUAGAGAGAGCAAGCCCCAGUUUAUGAAAUGCAUUUAAAACUGUAAAGGAAAAGGGACAACCUGUGUGAAGGAGACCCCUUCUUUGGUUGAUUGUGAAAUGAUUUUGCACGAUAUGCCCAGGCCGUGCCUUUUCAGAAGGUAGCUGUAACAUCAGACUUAAAUUACAUUGUUCUGAAUGUAUAAAAAUAGGAAUGAUGUAUAUGGAAAUAUUCUUAUAUCAAAUGUUAAAGAUCUUCAUUAGUAUUUCUCCUAAAUCUGCACAUUGUAUCUACCAGUUUACAUAAGUAAUGUGCCACUUCUUUUCUAGUCUAUAUUUUCUGCUAUGAUCAUUAUUUAGACUAACGCAAUAAUUGUGUCCUUACUUGCACAUACCUUCCAUGGUGCCUUAACUGUUAGCACUGUCUAGGCCUUUGAUGGCUACCUUUUGGUACUACAGAUAUUUGUGAACCACAUAUCUUAUGAAUGUAUUGCUGAGCAUCAUGGGAAAUGCCAUUCAUAAACAUCUGCUUGACCAGGGUUAUCUCUCUUUGGCCUAGGGUCUGGUAUGAUCCCACAUAUGUUGCAAUUUUAGCUGUUAUGGCGAUUAACCCUUUGGUCUCUAUGACUGUAUAAGGAGAUUGCGUGGAAAUUGUACAGCGCUACGGAAUUUGUAGCGCUACGGAAUUUGUGAAUAAAUAAUAAUAAUAUUGCUAGCUUUCACCAAUCCUCCAUUCUGUGAAUCUAAUCGGCUGCUUGUAUAACAAUCAUGUCCAUAAACUUAUUUGUAAAUAUAUUGGGAUUUUUUUUUUCUUUUUUAAAAUCCUUAUCGAUACCAUAAAGACCUGGCACCAACCCCUGGAAUGCGCUACAACCUAAGAUUUUAUAGGGUAUUUUAACUGUAAAGAGUUUGUUUCUAAAUCAAAGCUUAAUGUAUUUUUAUUUAUGGCAAAAAUGUUAAACCCAUUUCCUGCCAGGACUCUGCACAGUUGAGUUUUAGAUGAAAUGUGUAAAAUAAACCGGUUAAACAAAAUAUUCAUGUGGUGUUUUUUUUUUGUCUUCUUGUUUGCUAAAGGUUCAUCAUCUUCACAAAA